This is a messenger RNA of Rhizopus microsporus ATCC 52813, 1710 nucleotides long. RefSeq lists its product as uncharacterized. Lineage: Eukaryota; Fungi; Mucoromycota; Mucoromycetes; Mucorales; Rhizopodaceae. The record is from RefSeq and is a predicted model, not a curated record. The coding region runs from base 1 to 1710 and encodes 569 amino acids. Gene Ontology annotation, cellular component: peroxisome. Gene Ontology annotation, molecular function: catalytic activity; magnesium ion binding; thiamine pyrophosphate binding. The transcript is spliced from 2 exons. Gene Ontology annotation, biological process: fatty acid alpha-oxidation.
AUGACUCCAUCGCCUAUUGUUGCUUCUGGAGCUGAGCUUAUUGCGACCUGUUUAAAAAACCAAGGUGUUCAAGUAGUCUUUGGAAUUGUGGGUAUACCUGUAGUUGAAGUAGCUGAAGCCUGUACUGCUGCAGGUAUACGAUUUAUCGGGUUCCGUAACGAGCAGUCUGCGGCCUACGCGGCUUCUGCGUACGGCUAUUUGAGUGGACGACCUGGUGUGUGCCUUAGCGUGGGUGGACCCGGUGUGGUUCAUGCACUGGCCGGCCUGCUGAAUUCCAAAAUUAACUGCUGGCCACUUGUCCUGCUCUCUGGCUCGUCUGAAACGGAGCAAGCCGAUAAGGGAGCCUUUCAGGAGCUAGACCAAGUCGAAACGUGUCGACCUUAUUGUAAAUACGCAGCACGCCCGGCUAGUCUUGAGCAGGUACCGUUUGUGAUAGAAAAGGCGUUUAGAACUGCCUUGUACGGACGACCAGGAGCAUGUUAUGUAGACUUGCCAGCCGAUUUCAUUCAAUACCCUAUUCGUAACAAACAAGUGAUGGAAAGCAUCCAGGUGCCUCAGGUGCCUCAGUCGCCUCGGUCUGCUGCUAGUCCAACUGAUCUUCAUCAAGCCGUAACGCUGUUGAAGCAGGCUAAACGUCCAUUGAUUGUCAUUGGCAAAGGUGCAUCAUAUGCUCGUGCAGAAAAACAAGUGUCUGAGCUGAUCGAAAAGUCUCAAUGUCCCUUUUUACCUACACCCAUGGGCAAGGGCGUCGUGUCUGACAGCCAUCCUCUCUGUGUAUCGGCUGCACGAUCCAAGGCCUUAAAGGAAGCUGAUGUCGUGCUUCUUAUUGGUGCUCGCCUCAACUGGAUCCUCCAUUACGGCCAACCACCACGAUGGGACAGUCGUGUUCGAUUCAUUCAGAUUGAUAUCUCACCUGAAGAAAUAGGAAACAACAAGCAUGACACUCUACCACUUGUUGGGGAUAUCCAAGUCGUAGUUCACCAGCUGACAAACGCCCUGAGCACCAUGAAGAUAGACUCAACCUAUGUCUCGGGCUUACAGGAAAAAGUAAAACAAAACAUGGCCAAGACAAGAGAGGCGGGCCAUAAAGGAUCUGAUAGGGACAUACUCAAUUAUCAGACCGCUUUCCAAGCCAUCAAGGAACUCUUGCCCGAGAAUGACAUCGUGUACGUCAGCGAGGGAGCGAACACGAUGGAUAUUGGUCGGUCGUUCUUUGACGUUCAUCAGCCGAGACACCGUCUGGAUGCAGGUACGGGUGCAACCAUGGGCGUAGGUAUGGGAUACGCUAUUGCUGCACGAUCCUAUUACGGGACGUCCAAACGCAUCGUCUCGAUUGUGGGCGACUCAGCCUUUGGAUUUUCCGCUAUGGAACUAGAGACCGCUGUUCGAUCCAAUUUGCCCUUGCUUAUCAUUGUGAUUAACAAUAAUGGUAUCUACCAUGGUCUGGACAACAACGAGUACCAAGCAUCACAACAAGAGGGCACACUUCCGACCACAGCCUUAUCACCCGAGACACGAUACGAUCUGAUCUCAGAGGCCUGUGGGGGCCGAGGUUGGCUCGCCAAGGAUCGUGCCGAGUUAAAGAGAGCAGUCAAUGAAGCACUCGAUACAAAGAACCAAACCUGCGUGAUCAAUGUUAUGAUUGCCCCAGGUGGUAGAACAAAGUUGAGCUUUAACUGGAUGCAAAAGGUAGAAAAGCCAAAGCUAUAA